This is a messenger RNA of Eimeria acervulina, 417 nucleotides long. RefSeq lists its product as hypothetical. Bases 1 to 417 code for a protein of 138 amino acids. Lineage: Eukaryota; Apicomplexa; Conoidasida; Eucoccidiorida; Eimeriidae. The transcript is spliced from 4 exons. The record is from RefSeq and is a predicted model, not a curated record.
AUGGCGGCUCUUUGCAGGAAGUACGAAAGACCCGACGACCCUCCACCAGAUUCAUCAAAUGUUUUUGAUUUGACGGACGAAGAAAUGAGAGGCUGGAGCAGCGAAAGCAAGAAGCUGCAUGCAGCCCUUAAAGAGGCCGCGGAGGCAGCAGGCGAAGACGCGGGCAUGCUGCACAAUUUUUUAAAUAAAAUCGCAGCUGUCAGUCUUGAAGCCGCCUGUCUUGAACGGUCUCUGUCUCUGCUAACAGAGAAGACAGCAUCUCUUAAAGAGAGUGUAAAGAGACAAAAAGAAGAAGAAGUACUUUUAAUUGACUCUACAGGGUCUCCUCCUGUCUCCGUUUUAUCUGUCUCUCGUCUCUCUUGUAAAGAAACCUCUACACUUAAGCCAAGACAAACAGCAGCAGCAAACACAGCAUAA